Messenger RNA from Rosa rugosa (rugosa rose), 1661 nucleotides. RefSeq names its product transcription factor MYB80. The record is from RefSeq and is a predicted model, not a curated record. Lineage: Eukaryota; Viridiplantae; Streptophyta; Magnoliopsida; Rosales; Rosaceae.
UCAGCAUGUCUGUGACCCGUACGUGCAAUCAACAACCCUAGCUUCAGAAACAAGACCUUCCUUCCUCGUCGAUCUGUGUAUGUUGGUUUUGUGUGAGCAAAGCAGAAAUCCACCCAAACAAUCAAAGCAGUCAACGAGUGAGAGAGAGAGUGUCUCAGAGAGAUCUAGAGAGAGAGAGGUGAGUUGACCAGGUGUCUUGUGGGUGAGCUACCGGCCAAGGUCUCACACGCUCAAUGGCGUUGAAUUCUUUAAUGGAAUCAUGCACCUUUAAUGCUUCUUCGCCCUAGCUCGCACCCCAUGCACUUGCAACUCAUUCCUUCAUUUCCUUAUAUAAACAAUACAAGUAUAGGUAACCUGCAAUCCCACACUUAACAAUACAAAAAACUACCCAAGAAAACUGUUUUCAUCUCUUUAUUUUUAUACAACCCCCUGAUUAGUACCCAAAUCAAAGAAAAAAGCAGCUUUCUCAGCCUGUUAGCAAGCUAGUGAUCAUCGGGUUCUACUACGUAGUACAACUAUUCACUUAUUCUUAGUUACUUUCACUACUCUCAGUUCGCCGAAAAUUAUUACCAUUUUUUAAGUACUAGUACAGGAAGAUGGGUCGGAUUCCAUGCUGUGAGAAGGACAAUGUGAAAAGGGGACAGUGGACUCCUGAAGAAGAUAACAAGCUCUCUUCCUACAUUGCCCAGCACGGUACUCGCAAUUGGCGUCUCAUCCCAAAGAAUGCUGGUAAGAACCUCUCUCUCCGUCUCAUCAUUCACCGUCUCUAUCUCUCUUCCAUAAAGACUAAAGCUUUUUUUGUUGAUGAUUGACAAGGUUUACAAAGAUGUGGGAAGAGUUGUAGGCUACGUUGGACCAACUACCUUCGACCUGACCUCAAGCACGGGCAGUUCUCAGAGGCAGAAGAGCAAACCAUUGUCAAGCUCCACUCUGUUGUUGGCAACCGAUGGUCCUUAAUUGCUGCACAACUUCCUGGUCGCACUGACAAUGAUGUGAAAAACCACUGGAAUACAAAGCUCAAGAAGAAGCUGUCGGGUAUGGGGAUAGAUCCAGUCACCCACAAACCCUUUUCCCACCUCAUGGCCGAGAUUGCAACCACACUGGCACCACCCAACGUGGCUAACCUUGCAGAAGCAGCACUCGGUUGUUUUAAGGAUGAAAUGCUCCACCUCCUCACAAAGAAGCCGAUCAACUUCCAGUUCCAACAUUCUAACACAACACCCGGGAACCGCACAGCCACUUAUAUCAACAGUAAGGAAGAAAAAGAUGAUACGAUUGAGAAGAUCAAGAUUGGUCUAUCAAGGGCUAUGCAAGAACCAGACAUGUUACAUUCACAAAAAUCUUGGGAUCCUACCGGAGCAACAUCUGCAAACCUUACAGGUAACUGCAGUGCUUUUCCCUUGCAUUCUAUAUCUGGAUUUCAGUAUGGGCUGUCAACAUUCGGAAAUGAAGGGGGUGGUUCACCAUGGAGCCAGAGCAUGUGUACGGGAAGCACAUGCACAGGGGCAGACCAGCAAGGUCAUUUGCAUGACAAACUUGAUGAAGAAAUUGGAGAGGAGUCUGAGGGUGGAAAAGAGUUGAGAAAUGGUUCUAACAUAUUCAACUCAGAUAGCAUCUUGUGGGAUUUACCAUCUGACGAUCUAAUGAAUCCAAUAGUCUAA